AUGAGUGAUGAUGAUUUUUUUUAUGAUAAAGAUAAAUGUUCCUUACAUUACAUUAAAAGCAAAACAAGUACAAAAAUAGAUGAUAUAUUAAAAAGAAGAAGAGCUAAGCAAAUUAAAGAGGCUAAUGAUUUAAAAAGUGAUACUUUUUUAAGUUUUGAUGAUAGUUUGGGAAAAAUUGAAAAUGAAGAAAAAAAAGAAAAUAAUAAUGAUAUAUUCAUAGAUAAUAAAAGUGGUAUUAGUUCAAAUAAUUAUAACAUUUAUAAAGAUAAAGACAAAAUAAAUAAUGAUUUAAACGAAUAUGAAAGAAAUAGUUACCUGAUUAAAGAUAAUUUUGCAGAUAGUUGUUAUUACACUAACAACAAUAUUAGUGAAAAUAAUAACUUAAAUAAUUUUUCAAAAAAUAAUUGCUCUAAUCAUAAUGAUAAAAAAAAUAUAUAUGAAGAUCAUUCACCUAAUAAAUAUAAUACUAUAGAAAAUAUAAGCGAAAAUGCUGUAGAUAAUUUAUCAUAUAAUAGAUUAAAAAGAGAAUUAACAAGUUACAACAAUAUGGAAGAAUUCCAAAAUAAAAAUAAAGCGUUGUUAUAUAAAAAAUCAUUAGAAAACAUACAGGAAUAUAGCAAUAAUAUAGUAAAUGAUCAUAAUGAAAAUGAAAUUAAGGAAAAAAAAGAAAAGCAAAAUAUUUAUUUUGAUGAGUUAAAAAUCUUAAAAACACCUAGUACGGAAUUAAUAUUAAAUAAAAUAAAAAGUAAUGAUGAUAGUAAAGAUGAAAUGUUUACUAAUUUAAACAAAAUAUAUGUAAAUGAAAUUGAUAUGAAUAAGACACCUUCUAAAAGUUUCUCAAAAAGUUAUUUUGAAUAUUUAAAAUUUGAAACAGCAGGGAAGAUGAAUAUGAGUGAAUUGGAAACACCUUUAAAUUUAAAAGAAGAAGAUACUACAAAUACCCCAUUUAUAACUUACUAUUUAGCUGGUAAAAUUAAAAAUAAAAAUAUAAAUGGCAUUGAGAAUUUAGAAAAUAAUUUAAAAGAUAAUCUUAAUGAAAAAGAAGAAAUUAAUAGUAAUAAGGAAGAUGAAAAUGAUUAUGUUAACUAUUAUUUAAAGGACUCAAAUAUAUAUGGUAAUGAAAUUUCAAAAAAAAAAGAAUUAAAAAAAAAGGAUGAUACUGAAAUAGAGGAAUCUUUUAAAGAUAAUGAAAAAAGUACUAAUGAUAAUGAUAUUGCAUCUAUUACUAGUAAUAAUAAAUAUAGUGAAAAUCAUAUUUAUAAUAAAAUUAUUAAUUCAAAAAAAUACAAUUUUAUAAAAACAGAAGAACACUAUAAAAAUAUGCUAAAAGAAAAAAGUAGCAAAAAUGAUAAUAUGAUGCAUAGUAACAAUAAUAAAAGAUUCUUUAAUAAUGAUAUCAGUUUUACUGAUAAAAAUUUAAGUAAUGCUCAAUUUAAUAUAAUGAAUACAAAAACAUUUAAAAUGAAUUUUUUUAAUGAGUUAAAAUCUAAAAACCAUGAAGAUAAUGCAUAUUUACCAAAUUUUAAAAACGAAAUCAAAUCAUUUUCAUUUGAGAAUCCAUUUAAUAUUGAAGACAAACAAUAUAGGGAAAUUUCAAAUUCAAAAAAGGUAGCAUAUGGUAAUUCUAAUGAAGAACAAUAUGAUAAAAUGAUUGAAAAUUAUAACGGUAAAUUAUAUUCUACUAAGAAUUUUGAACAAAAUAAUCAUAGCAUCAAAAAUACAAUUUUAAUUAGUUCAAACAUUGAAAAGGAAGUAAAAGAAAAUAAUAAUAAUAAUAAUGAUGAAUCUCAUAUUACAUUAUACAAAAAUUUAGAUAAAGAAUUAAGUGCAAAAAAUAGAAUAAUACCUAAUAAUUUGGAAAAAUAUAAAAUGAGUAUGGGAAAUGGUUUCGUGAAUAAAUGUAAUGAAGAAAAUUAUGUUAGCAUUGAUAUUCAAAAAAACAUCAAUAAUAAAGAUAAUAUAAAUAAUAACCAAAAUUAUGUUUAUAAUAGUUAUAAAACAGAAAAUGAUAUUAAUAACAAGAAAUAUGUAGAUAAUGAAAAUAUAUUAGUAGCAACCGAUGAGAAUUAUAUAAACAAGCAUAAUAUAUAUUAUCAUGAAGAUAAUAAUAAUAGAAAUAGUAAUAACAUUAAUUAUAAUACAUACAACAAUUCAAAAAAUUAUGCGGAAAAUAAAUAUUAUAAUAUAUAUAAAAAUGAUGAAUACAAUUUGAACAAAAAUGAGCAUAAUGAUUUAAGCAAAAUAGAAAUACAUAGUAAUAUAAAAAUGGAGACAAGCAAAAUGAAUGAAAAUAUUCAUCAUAGUAACUAUGAAAAGGGAAAUAUUUUAAAUACAAAUGGGAAAGAUUCCUUUAAAAUGAAAUUAAAUAUGGCUGUUGAUAAAAAUAGUACAAACGAAAUAAAUAGUAUGUAUAAAAAAUUUUCUAAUGAAAAUGUAGAAGACGAGUGUGUAAGGAAUAAUAAUACAAUUAAAAACUCCAAUGUUGAUUUAUCUAACGAUUUAAAUUUAAAAAAUAAAGAUUCAUAUGCAUACAAAGAAAAUAGUGAGAAUAAUAACAGUAUAAUUCCAAAUGAUAAUAUGGACAUAGAUAAAAUUAACCAUAAUAAUAAAAGUGUAUAUAAUGAAGGUAAUUCAAUCUAUUAUACUACUUCAUUGAAUAACAAAAAUGCUCAUAAUGUAGGAAAUAUGAGCAAAAAUAUAUAUGAAACAAAAGCUAAUGAUUUGAAUAAUGUUUCUAUAUAUGAAAAAAGAAUAUUUUCUACAUCAAAUAAAAAUAUAACGAAUAAAUUAGGUGAAACAGCCGAUUUUGGAUAUAAGGAAGUUAAUAAUAUAUAUGAUUCAAAAGAUGCUGAUAUUCUCAGAAUGGAUAAUAAUAAUUAUAAUUCAGAUAUAGAUAAGAUUAACAAUGUAUCCGAUAUAAAGAAAAGUUGUUUUGAUUAUGUAAAAAAUAAUUUUAAUAAUGUGAAUAUGAAUGAUGUUAAAAGUAUGAUUUUUAACUCUGAAUAUCCAAAUAAAGAAAAUACUAGAAUAACAUUUGAUACUAUUUCUAAAGAAAUUAACAGUGAAUAUUUCAAUGAGUUUAUUCGAGAUAAGAUAAAAAGUAGUAUAAAUUGUAUUGUAGAACAAAUAUUAAAUGAUAAUCAAAAUAAUAUUUUGAAAAAAUUAAAUACAAGUAUACCAAACAACGAAAUAAAUAUAAAUGAUAAAUAUGAAAUGGAGUGUAAUCAAAAUCAUCAUAAAAAUAAUAAUAUAAAUGGCACUGAAAUAAAAAAGUGUGGCAAUUAUAAUUAUAAGAAUGAGGAGAAAAGUAUUAACGAAAAUAAAAUAAAUUUAGAGGUAGAAACAAAAUCAGAAGAAAAUUUUUCUAAGAAAUAUAUGAAUUAUGAAUAUGAAUAUUGGCAAAAAAAUGAUUUUAAUAAUAUUAAUGAAGAAAAUAUGCUUAAAAAUAUGAAUAAUGCGGAAAACUUUGAUAAUAUAAAUUUAUCUAAAAACUUAAAUAAAAAAAAAAAAAAAACAUCUAUAUUAAAAGUGAAAGAUAAUGUAGAUGAAUUUAAUGAAGAAGAUUUUCAUGAAAUAGACAAACUAAAUGACAAUUUAAAAAUGAGCAGAGUAAACAGAAUUAUUGAAAUCAGUAAAAGCGAUUUAGAAAAAAAAAAAAUAAAAUGCAAAGAUAUAUUAUAUAGCUGUAUAGAUGUAAUUUAUUAUUUAUUAAAUGAAAAUAAUAAAAAAAAUAAUAAAAUGAAUAAUCUAUUAAGUGAAAUUAAUAAUAUUAACGAAUAUGAAAAAAAAAUAGAAAAUUUAGCUAAAGAAAAUGAAAAGUUAAAAAUAGUAAUAGAGCAAAGAAGUGAAAGUUUAAAAAAAAAAGAAAUUAAAGAAAGAGCAAAUUUAAAUAAAAAAAUAACAGAACAAACAAAAAAAAUUACAGGUUAUGAAAGAGACAUAAAUAUAUAUAAAAAUAAAAUAAAUAAUUUAAGUAGCAAAAUAAUGAAUAAAGAAAACGAAAUUGAGAAAUUAAAAAAGCAAUAUCAAGUUAUUUUAGAAGAAAUAGAAAGCUGCAAAAAUGAUGCAAAUAAAGUCAUUAAAAAAGUUUUAAAUAAAAAAUAUAUGAAUUUAAUAGAUAAGCAAUGCUUUGACAUUUCCAAAUAUUAUGAAAUACAAAUAAAUUCAUUAAACAAAGAAAUCAAAAAUUUAAAAGAUAUAAUAAAAAGUGAAGCAAAAGAAAAGAUUUUAUUAAAUAGAAAAUUAAAUGAAUUAGAGCAAAUAAAUAAGGAUGUAAAGGUAAUUAAAAAUAUAAUCCCAUUAAAUAGUACAAAUGAUGUAGAAAUAGAAAUUGAAAAAAAGAAAAAAAAGAAAGAAAUUACUGAAGAUGAUAAAUUAGUAAAUGAAGAAAAAAAAUUAAAAAAAAAUAAGAUUGAAAAGGACAUAAAUAACAGCUUUAUAGAAAGAAAUAAAGAAUUUAAAGAGAAUGAAAUUUUAAAUGAAUCGAAAUAUAAAAUGAAGUAUCAAAAUUUAGUUAAAGAAAUGAAUGAAAUUAAAAAAGAUUUUGAAGAACAAAAAAAAUUAUAUAGUAAGAAAAUUGAACAGCUGGAACAAAAUCAAGAAAUUCAGAAUAUGAAAAAUCAAUUAGAUACAUCAGAAAAAAUUGUUCAAGUUUAUCAAAAUAUAUUUAGAGAAAAAGUGAAUAAUAUAAAAAGUGAUCAUUCUUAUAACCAAUACUGUGAUAAAAAUAAGGAUGAUGCAGAAAAUAACUAUUCGUGCUUAAGUUACAAUGAAAACAAAAAUUAUUUAAAAAAUUCUAAUAAUGUCAACAUGAACAAUAAUUUAAAUAAAAGUAAUAUUGAUGAUGUUAAUAAAUUCAAUAGUCUAUUUUUCCAAAAAGAAAUGAACAAAAUAAAUAACAUUUCAUCAAACCUUAAUUUAACAACAAUAAAUAGAGAUGUAAUAAAGAAUAAAAAUUAUUUGGUAAAUGAUAAUAAUUUAUUCAACAUUUCUCAUAACGAAAAUAAUAAUAUUAGUGAUACUGAUGCAUUAACCCAGAAUCGUUAUCUAAAUGAUUUCGUAAAAUUGUAUAUAGAUAAUUUUCAUAUGAAUGAUACAAAUAAAAAUUAUAAAAAUGAUUUUGGCAUUUUUCAAAAGAAAUCAGAGCAACUUCUCAAUAAUUCUAAGAACAAUUUUAUAAAUAAGGGUGAUAAUGAUUUUUUAUAUAAAAAUUUAAUGAACUAUGAAAAAGUAGAAUUGAUUAAAAUAUUUGUAAGUAUAUGUAACGAUUUAAAAACUGAUAAUAUAUUUGUUAUAAUCCAAUUUGUAAAAUUUCUAUCUUUUAUUGUAUACGAACAAUUUCCUUUAUUUACUUCUUUUUAUUAUAAUGUUGCUUCGUUAGUAUCUUUAAAAUCAGUAAAAUUUAAUGAAUGCAUAGAUGUAAUAAAAAAAUGGAAAGCAUAUUAUAUAAAUGGGAAAAAAUAUUAUAUUUUUAGAAGAAAUGUUUUAUUAAUUUUUCAAUCUGAUUUAAAAGAUGUUAAAAAAAAUCUACUAGAUCAGAAAUGUUUACAUAUUAUGAAAAAUCUUUAUGAAAAAAAUUCUGAAAUAUCCAAAUAUUCCAAUGAUUCUUAUGAAAAAGCUGAAUACAUUAUUAAUAAACAUUCAAAAGAAAUUAUAAGUAAAAUUAUUAAAACAUAUAUGAACAUUUAUAAUAUAGAUAAAAUAAGCAAUAUUAUAUCACAUAUGAAUUCUAUGAAUUCUAAGCUUAAAACUCAAUCUUAUUUUAUUAGAUCUAUAUCAACUUGUUUAAAUUUAAGUAAAACAGAUAAUUUUCAAGAGAUUGAAAAUAAAGUAAAAGAAUUAGUAUCAACAAAAGGAAUAAAUGAAAAAAUAAAGAACAAGUUAAAUAUAGAAGAAAUAGAUGAAUAUUUAGCUGCUUAUACGAUUAUAUGUACAUUAAAAAAAUAUUUAAAUAUUUCUCAUACUAAAGAUCUUUUACCUUCAAUAUCAAAAAUUAUUCAAAAAAAUAGAUCUUUAUAA
Plasmodium relictum is the source of this 6018-nucleotide messenger RNA. RefSeq names its product conserved Plasmodium protein, unknown function. The transcript has 5 exons. Gene Ontology annotation, molecular function: gamma-tubulin binding. Gene Ontology annotation, cellular component: centrosome. The record is from RefSeq and is a predicted model, not a curated record. NCBI's taxonomy places the organism in Eukaryota, Apicomplexa, Aconoidasida, Haemosporida, Plasmodiidae. Bases 1 to 6018 code for a protein of 2005 amino acids. Gene Ontology annotation, biological process: regulation of microtubule cytoskeleton organization; cilium assembly.